AUGCUUCCCAUACUCAGAGCAGUUUCUGUUCGAAGAGCUCCGGCAAUCUCAGCCCGGUUUUUGCACUCUUCAAUUAUCGUCCGUAAUGAGCAGGAGCCAAAGAAAACGUCCGAAGCCCAGGAAAAACCGAAAAAGAGACCUUUGAGUAGAGUCGCCAUCGGAGGCUCCCAACAAGGCAGCCUGAAGUAUGCUGCCGGUAACGGAAUCGAGUUUGCUGCAUGGAAGGCCGUGGUGUUGUUGUUUGUCGCUGGCGGCGGCUUCACAUGGUGGUUUACAAAGGAAAAGGAGAAGUUGAGAAUCCAAAAAGAAGUGGAGAGCAAGAGAGGCAUGGGCAAGCCCUUGAUCGGAGGAAACUUCAGCUUGGUUGACACGAACAACCAGCCUUUCACCCAGGAGAACUUGAAGAACGACCAGAAGAAAUUUUCCAUCAUUUACUUUGGUUUCACCCAUUGUCCAGACGUUUGCCCCGACGAAUUAGAUAAGUUGGGCGAGAUGUUGGAGGAACUCAAAAACCACGAUAACAUCGAGUUGCAGCCCAUCUUCAUCACUUGCGACCCUGCUCGUGACUCGCCCGAAAUUAUAGCUCAGUACUUGGAGGAUUUCCAUCCCUCGAUUAUUGGUUUGACGGGCACUUACGAAGCCGUGAAGAACGUGUGCAAAAAGUAUCGUGUGUACUUUUCGACUCCACCAGACGUCAAGCCCGGCCAGGACUACUUGGUUGACCAUUCGAUUUUCUUUUAUCUCAUGGAUUCGGAGGGCCAGUUUGUGGAUGUUAUUGGACGGGAAGUCGACGCCAAAUCGGGUGCCGAGAAAAUCAGAAAGCAUGUGGAUGCUUUCAUCCCACAAGCAGAAAGAGAGGCUAGAAAACUGUCUUGGUUGAGUUUCCUCUACAAGUAG
Molecule: messenger RNA, 897 nt
Organism: Clavispora lusitaniae ATCC 42720
Lineage: Eukaryota; Fungi; Ascomycota; Pichiomycetes; Serinales; Metschnikowiaceae
Gene: SCO1
Product: Cu-binding protein
Biological process (GO): mitochondrial respiratory chain complex IV assembly; intracellular copper ion homeostasis
Cellular component (GO): mitochondrial inner membrane
Molecular function (GO): copper chaperone activity; copper ion binding
Source: RefSeq, a predicted model, not a curated record